Messenger RNA from Coprinopsis cinerea okayama7#130, 2070 nucleotides. RefSeq names its product cell division control protein 45. The record is from RefSeq and is a predicted model, not a curated record. Gene Ontology annotation, biological process: double-strand break repair via break-induced replication; mitotic DNA replication preinitiation complex assembly; DNA replication initiation. Gene Ontology annotation, molecular function: DNA replication origin binding; single-stranded DNA binding; chromatin binding. The coding region runs from base 1 to 2070 and encodes 689 amino acids. NCBI's taxonomy places the organism in Eukaryota, Fungi, Basidiomycota, Agaricomycetes, Agaricales, Psathyrellaceae. The transcript is spliced from 8 exons. Gene Ontology annotation, cellular component: DNA replication preinitiation complex.
AUGGUCUACAUUCCUCCUCCACACCUCGCUCAGCCUGGAAAGCCAUCGUAUUCAGAUGCUUACAACAAUAUCAUCUCAGCCUAUAGACGUUCUCCACAAACCUCAGCGUCGUCAGUUAUCAUGCUUGUCGCCCCAGACGUCGACGCGUUGUGUGCUGCACGUAUGCUGGCUUCUUUGUUGACUGACGACGAUGUCGUCUAUCGCGUUAUACCUGUAUCAAGCGUGCAGGAACUACAACUUGUACGGGACGAACUGAGUACAUACACAGAGCUGCAUACGCUGAUUCUGAUAAACAUGGGUAACUUUUGCGACCUUCCAACUCCUCAAUGGUUCGGAGAAUUCGAUACCAAAGUCUGUAUUCAUGUCAUCGAUUCCUCACGGCCUCGGAGUAUGGCCAACUUGUUUGCGCCGGGGGAGAACGGCGAGAGGGUCGUGCUUUGGGACGACGGUGACGCAGAGAAGCUGGGAGAUCUGCGCAAGGCUUGGGAAACGCUUGAAUUUGAACCUUUGCCAGAUUCUGACGACGAAGAGUCCGACGACGAAUCUUUCUAUGAAGAAGAUCUGGAGGAAGAGGCUGAAGACGACGAGAACGGCUCUCCUAACGGGAAACGGAAGUCUAGGGAAGGGGAGAGGGACUCACGGAAGCGGAGAAAGCUGGAUGAGAGCGUUUACCGCGUUUCAAGAGAAGAAGUGUACCAAUACAAACAGAAGCUCAACAAGUAUUACUAUGCGGGGACAUCCUAUGGCCAGAGCGCAGCCAGCACCGUGUACAUUCUAGCCACCGUUCUAGAACGCGUCGACAAUGAUUUACUGUGGCUCGCGAUCCUUGGCUUGACCUACCAAUAUGCCACCGCCCGAAUAUCGCGAGACGAAUAUGAACAACAACAUAGCGUUUAUCACGACGAGGUGUCCCGACUCAACCCCCUUCCUUCAAAUUCAGAAGAAUCACACUCCCUGAACUCCCUUAGCCCAGACGACUGGGGCGUUCGUCCGACAGAGGAACUCCGCUUCAUGUUGUUCAGACAUUGGAAUCUCUAUGACGCGAUGUACCAUUCCAGUUAUGUCGCAAGCAAGCUCGGGAUCUGGAAAGAGCGGGGUCGGAAAAGGCUGACAGGCCUCCUGGCAAAAAUGGGAUUCUCUGUUUCUCAGACGCAACAGCCUUAUUCGCAUAUGGACAUGGAUCUUAAACGUGCCUUGAUCAAGAAAUUGGACGAUGUGGCCCCCGAAUAUGGCUUGGUCGAACUUUCGUACCCUUCUUUCAUGCGAUGUUACGGGUACCAUUCACAACCACUUUCUGCAGCUGACGCAGUGGAGAGUGUGAAUGCGUUACUGGAUUUUGCAGGAGGCACCCGAAUGGAGAUCGAGUUGGAAGGACACCGCAAUGGCGGCGAAUGGUUUGGUGGAGGAAAGCAAUGGGAGGCCGCUGGUUAUGAGAAGGAUGUUCUUCCCGCGAUUAAACCUGGCGGAGGAUCUGCUCAACAACCCACCAAUGGCCCCACAACCGAUGGGGAUGAUCUUCCAGAAGAAAACGCGGGUGUCGAUUGGUGGAAGAAAAACUUCUGGAGUGCAUACGAUGCUCUGACGGACAUCAGGCGCCUGCGAGAGGCGAUCAGUCUUGCAAUGGCAGUUCACAAAGCGAUUAUCCGCCAAGGGACGUCAAUUAUUGACAAGCAGGACAUUAAGACAAUGCGAAAUCACCGCGUGGUAGUCUUGACGCAGGGACCUGACCUUCACCUCUUCCACCAUCCAGGGAUGUUGACACGGUUGGCUCUCUGGCUCAUUGACGCCCUCCGAGAUCGCCUUCCAGCGACGGCAGCCGCUGCGCGUUCUAAACGGAAGGAUCUUCCGUUUAUAGUCGCAUGUUUGAAUGAAGCCAAAGGCACGUACAUCGUGGCCGGUAUCAUGGCCUCCCCAGAGUUUGGAGACAUCCGUCGGAACACCUUUUCCACUAAUUUCUUGAAUGCAAGUGCCACGACCAACACCGAAAUCCAACACACUUCUUUUAAUACAAAUGUCAUUGAGAUCGACGAGAAGGACUUGAAGCCGUUUUUGGAGGCGCUGUGUUCUUAG